Triplophysa dalaica is the source of this 2942-nucleotide messenger RNA. RefSeq names its product immunoglobulin-like domain containing receptor 1b (gene ildr1b). Gene Ontology annotation, molecular function: high-density lipoprotein particle receptor activity. The transcript has 9 exons. NCBI's taxonomy places the organism in Eukaryota, Metazoa, Chordata, Actinopteri, Cypriniformes, Nemacheilidae. The record is from RefSeq and is a predicted model, not a curated record. The coding region runs from base 234 to 1871 and encodes 545 amino acids. Gene Ontology annotation, cellular component: plasma membrane.
UUAUUGACACGUACUGUUCUAGACACACCUCUGUUGUUGUGUGUGAUGCACCUGUUCAGGGGUGUGAUCCUGGGUGACAUCAUCUUGGGAUGGGGGAAGGGAAUCCGACUUCUAUAGAGCAAAGGUGUAUUUACAUUGAGUUCCUAUAAAGAUAGCGUUUGAAUGGUACUGUGGAUUUUGUUGCGUUUUGGUGGAAAACAGACGGCAAAAAAACUUCCGUGUAAGGAAGAGACAUGCCGCAGCUCCAGGCGAUCGCGCUCGUGCUCGUCGUAUUUCCUAUAGAGCUGUUGUCUAUUCAAGUCUCAGUUCCUGAGACAGAGAGACGCACAACUCUGUUUGCUUCAGUUCUUCUGCGGUGUGAUUACUCAACAACUGCGAACACACAAGAUGUUCUGGUCACAUGGCGAUUUAAGUCCUUCUGUUUGGAUCCAGUGCUGGAGUAUUACUCCACUGCGUACCAAGCAGCUCUGGCCCUGAAGCAGGACCCAGCCAAUGAUUGUCAAGACAGUCAGCGGACUGUGCGCACAGUGAUUCAGAAGAGGGGAAUGAAUGAAGCUACGCUGGGACCCGAGUAUCGAGAUCGCAAGAUCUACAUACAAAACAAUGCAGACCUAGUUAUCAAUGAGGUCAUGUGGUGGGACAACGGCAUGUAUUUUUGCUCAAUCGAUGCAGCGGGUGAUGUUGUGGGGGACUCCGACAAGGAAAUCAGGCUCAUUGUGUAUCACUGGCUGACGGUGAUGUUAAUCAUUCUUGGAGCUUUGCUUCUGAUCAUAUUGUUUGGGGUGUGCUGCUGCCAGUGCUGUCCUCAGAACUGCUGCUGCUAUGUGCGCUGCCCGUGUUGUCCUCGAACCUGCUGCUGUCCGGAAGAGGCUGUCAUGCACCACAGGAUGAUGCGUGAUGCUAAGAAGGCAAUGGUGCCAUGGUUUAAUGGUCAGCCCAUCUAUGCUCCUAUUGCCUCCAAUCCAUCUUCUCAAGGAAACCCUCUACUGUAUUCGGGCUCUUUUUCUGAACCUCCAUCCAAACACAACUAUCCCAUGGGCCCGAUGGCCAUGCCUCCCCCUCAGACUGGCCAACACUUCAUGCCUCCCCAUGGAUACCAUACCAACGCCAGCGUGAAUGGGAGUGGACAUGGAAAUAAGCAGAUGUUAGAAUAUCUAGAAAACCAGGUUAGAGGAAUGGAAGUGGCAGCCCCGAUGCUCCAGCCUCAGCAUCACACAGUAGUCCCGCUUCAGAACCAUCAACCUCAAUAUAUGCAUCAGCCAUCCCAGGCUGUAUCCUAUCCAGCCAGGGCACCCAGCAUGCUGUCAGCCCUGGAUGAAAUGGGCGUCCAAGGUGUGGAGCGCAGGGUCAUCCAGCUUCCUCCAAUCGUGGGACGAGCAAGACAGAGCUCACGGCGGGCCAAUGACGGUGCCCGUGGGAAACCCAGGCAGUCUAGACAGUCCAGCGGUAGCUCUAAUCGCAACGGUAAUCAUCGUGAUGACUCCUGGAGGGGACCGGCUACUUCACGUAGAGAGAUCCCCCGCAGCUACAGUGAUGAGUCAGACUGGGGUGAAAGGCGUGGAAGUCGAGGUUCCUCGGGACGCAGGGGAGGAUCAGGUUCAGAGUGGUCUCGUCCACAGGCUCGCAGUAAAGGGGAGCUGCUGGAGGAGUUGGAGCGUGCUAAUUGGAGGGACAGGAGCUAUUCACCUGCUCCACGCAGAAACUCCUGGAGUUCAGAUGAGGACAAUUAUAGGAAAGAAACGCGAUCUCAAGGGAAGUUGGUUGAGAAACCACCAGAUUACUCUACUAUUGACAUUUUGCCUGGCCACAGCAGAAGGAACGACCAAUUUUCUGAAAAGAGUUCUCGCAGUGGUAGAAGCGUUGUGAUCUGAAUUCUUACCCUUCUUCGUCCUUCAUUUCCAACCCACUUUAUUUCUACUACUCCUCUGCAUUUGAAUAUCUACAGGAGCAGACAGUUAUCAUUGGGACUAAUGGUGCACUAUUGCGCAACUGCCUCUGAAACACAGUUAAUGCAGCUUUGUUUUUAUUUUACGUAUUUUGAGAAGUUUGAGAUUGCGAUCAUUUCUUUAUUUUAUACUGCAACGUUUUUUACCAUUCCUUCCUCACAUAUUAGCAAUGAGUUUUGUAGUAUUUGAUUAAUUUCCAAACAUGACAAAUGGAAUUGCACAGGUGUUGUAACUUUUGUUUUGUUACAUACUUCAAAGUGAAAAGAGUUAUCAAACAAGAAAAACAAUAUAUAGACCAAGUCUGAAGACAAAAACAAUGCUGGUCCAUAAAAAAAUCCUUUUUUAAGUUUUUAACACUGCACAAACAUUUGAACAGAAUACAACCAACAGAACAUGUAUGACAUGUAUGACCAAAUCAUGUUUAACACAGUUUUAAUUAUAAAACUUUGGACCAGUGCUUACAUUACGCAGUGGUUUAUAGGACUGGACUUGAUUUUAUCCCUUGUGAAAAGCGGGUAUUUCAUACGGACUAAAAAGAAUAAAAGAAAUGUGAUGUCCAUAACUGCAGUUCAGAAGAAAAAACAACACUUGCUGCAGAAAAAGAAAUAUUUUAAAGCAUACAUUCAAAUAUACAUAUAUCUUAAAAUCCCAUGUAACAUGCAUUAUAAAAAUAAACGGGGUCAAUUUUGAUUUAAUGCCAACUUGAAAAGAUGGCACUUUAUUGAAGGCUGUACAGUGUAUUAAAAAUCCUUUAGUUUACCUAUGUUUGGUGUUUGUCCUGUUUAGUUUUUGUUGGGUUUUAUACUGCAGUGCAUUUUCAGAAACAACAGACUCAUUAUUUUGUUGUUUGCUGUUCAAUCUGAGCAUUCAUGGUCUUUGUACUGUCAUGCUGAAAUUGGUGUAACGUAAAGACCUUGGAUAGAAAUUGCAAUAAAGUUUCUUUGAAUGCUUUCAAUUUUUGUCCUGGAACAUUUUUGGAAUAUUUCCCUCUACAUG